Messenger RNA from Hevea brasiliensis (rubber tree), 1373 nucleotides. Its product is annotated as E3 ubiquitin-protein ligase MIEL1. Gene Ontology annotation, molecular function: ubiquitin protein ligase activity; zinc ion binding. The record is from RefSeq and is a predicted model, not a curated record. The transcript is spliced from 13 exons. Gene Ontology annotation, cellular component: nucleus. Gene Ontology annotation, biological process: ubiquitin-dependent protein catabolic process; protein ubiquitination. Bases 367 to 1176 code for a protein of 269 amino acids. Lineage: Eukaryota; Viridiplantae; Streptophyta; Magnoliopsida; Malpighiales; Euphorbiaceae.
CAAAUUCCAUAUUUACCUGUUGUUUUCUAUUGGAUUCAUGCCCUCCUCUGGCCUCUCCCUCCAAGUUGGGAGUAAAAAACGGUAGCUCGACGAGUCUUCUAACCGUUUGUGGAAAUGCCCAAACAGCUGAUGUUUUUCUACAUUUGGUUUUGCCGAUGUUGCGAUUUCCAAUUCGCCCAGAUUACGGUGCCUGCCAAGUCAUCAACAGCCACUGCCGCCCCACCUUAUCCUCUUAUCCUUCAAGUGGGCUUCCAUGCCUUGGAUUGCUACAAACCAAAGGAAGGAAACUGCUUUCUUUGCUUUUAGCCUUCCUUGUUCUGCGCUCUCUUCGCAAAUCUAUCUAUUAUCCAUUUCUCUCCAAAACUAAUGGAAGGCACCACCCCAUCUAAUGGACGUCUUGAUUUUGGGAAGAUGGGCUAUGGAUGCGAGCAUUACAGGAGAAGAUGCAAGAUUCGAGCUCCGUGCUGCAACGAGGUCUUCCCUUGUCGCCAUUGUCACAACGAGGCCGCGAGCAUGUUGAAGAACCCCUAUGAUCGGCACGAGCUCAAUCGCUACGAUGUCAAGCAAGUAAUAUGUUCAGUUUGUGACACAGAGCAGCCGGUUGCUAAAGUUUGUACGAACUGUGGGGUCAAUAUGGGGGAAUACUUCUGUGGAGUCUGCAAAUUCUACGAUGACGAUACAGAGAAAGGGCAGUUCCAUUGUGAUGAUUGUGGGAUCUGUAGAGUUGGUGGCCUUGAGAAUUAUUUUCACUGCAAUAAGUGUGGUUCUUGCUAUUCAAUUAGCCUGUGCGGUAAUCAUUCAUGUGUGGAGAACUCCAUGCGCCACCACUGCCCCAUAUGUUAUGAGUACUUGUUUGACUCGCUAAAAGACACUAGUGUAAUGAAAUGCGGGCACACAAUGCAUUUUGAAUGUUAUUGCGAGAUGAUAAAGCGUGAUAAAUACUGUUGUCCCAUAUGCUCCAAAUCAGUGAUUGACAUGUCCAAAACCUGGAAGAGAAUAGAUGAGGAGAUAGAAGCAACCAUCAUGCCUGAGGAUUACCGCUACAAGAAGGUUUGGAUCCUCUGUAAUGACUGCAAUGACACAACAGAAGUCUACUUCCACAUAAUUGGGCAGAAGUGCAGCCACUGCAAAUCAUACAAUACCCGCACAAUAGCACCUCCUGUUCUUCCCCAAUGACGGAGUUAUGGUUAUGGGAAAAUAUCCAGCCAUGUAAGAGCAUUGAGAGCUUGCAUCCCAAGCAUAAAACAAAUGGUGUACACAUAAUUGCAGCUCUAGCAUUUUCAAUGAUUAUUGCUUAUUAAACAGAAUUCUGUACCAUUACAACAUGAUUCAACUGUAGCAUUUGCAUUGAUGCCUCAGAAACGUUUUUCUCA